Dentiscutata erythropus is the source of this 330-nucleotide messenger RNA. NCBI's taxonomy places the organism in Eukaryota, Fungi, Glomeromycota, Glomeromycetes, Diversisporales, Gigasporaceae. The record is from the annotation of a GenBank genome assembly.
AUGACAACGAAAAAGCAGAAGAAAACGGCAGAAGAUGAAAACGACAAACUAAUGCACUUACAUAAAGAACCCACAAAGAGCUUACUAAAGAACCUACCAAAAUCGAAGAAGAAUCCACCAAAAAUUGACGAAAGAACCCACAAUGAACUUACCGAAAAAUUUACCAAAAAACUUGCCGAAGAACGCGCCAAAAACGACAAACUUGCUAAAGAACCCACCGAAAAGACGAGCAAAAUUUACUGGAAGAUCUAUAUAAACGCGAAGAAUCAAGAAAUGGAAUACACGAAGACACCAAAAUACGAAGAACUUAAAGAAAAAAAAACCUACUGA